AUAAAAUUUGUAUACUUUGGGGGAGUUUCUGCCGUGGAAGUCAAUUCACCAACGUGUAAAUCUCUGACACGAACUUUCUGAAAUGACAGGGUUUGUGUUUUAGGGUAUCGCUGAAUUAAAAAACCAGAGAACCAGCUCAUUCUGACAGCGACAUUCAACAACUUUGAUGCAAAGAAUCUCAGGCAGCUCUCUUUAUAAGGUAAUGAAUCUGGUAAAUAUUUGCUGGUUAUUUUCACUGUUGAAGCUGAAAAUGGAGUAUUAUGUAGCAGGUAAUGAAUAUGAUAAAUAUUUUCUGCUUAUUUUCACAGUAGAAGUUGAAAAUGGAGUAUUGUGUAGCAGGAAAUGAAUUUGAUAAAUAUUUGCUGGUUACUUUCACUGUAGGUGCUGAAAAUGUUGUAUUGUGUAGUAGGAAAUGAAUCUGAUAAAUAUUUGCUGGUUAUUUUCAUAGUACGUGGUGAAAAUGGAGUAUUGUGAAGCAGGUAUAAUGGCGGCGAAAAUCUUGUCAGAAAACGGAGUUUCCGACUUUAUGAUCUUGGAGGCGACGGAUCGAAUCGGCGGACGUCUCUGCAAAUGGCAAUUCGGCAAGCAUACGGUAGAAUUGGGGGCUGGCUGGAUACAGGGCGUUGGUGGAAAUGUCCAAAAUCCGAUUUUGGAAUUGGCCUCGCAGCAUAAUCUUCGCACUUGCAAUUCCGAUUAUAGUAACAUAAAGUUCAAUAUUUAUGAUCAAAGCGGUGCGCUUGUGCCGAGUUCAGAGGCGGCUGUCUCGUAUAAAUUAGCAGUAGAAUCAGCUAACUGCGAAUUGGCCCGUGAGGCGUCCGCCAAGGCUAAAGGUCGAGCACAUGUUUCAGAUUCUUCAGGAUUAGCUGAUUCUUCACCCAUCGAAUUGGCCAUAGACUAUAUCCUGCAUGACUUUGAAAUGGCAGAUGUAGAGCCAAUUCCCACUUAUACAGAGUUUGGGCCAAGAGAAUGUUUGGUUGCAGACGAGCGAGGAUAUGAAUAUCUCAUCCAUAAAUUGGCCCAACAAUUUCUCAAUACCAAAAAUGGAUCUAUUCUAGAUAGUCGACUAAAGUUACAGAAGGUAGUUCGAGAAAUACAGUAUACAAAAUCGGCAGUCCGUGUGAAAACAGAGGAUGGAUCAGUGUACACAGGGAAGUGGGGUAUUGUAUCUGUCAGCCUUGGAGUUCUUCAGAGCGACCUUAUCAGAUUUACCCCUCAGUUGCCUAGAUGGAAGAUGGGUUCUUUCUACAACUGCGAGUUCAGGAUUUACACCAAGAUAUUCCUGAAAUUUCCUCACAAGUUCUGGCCAACUGGGGAGGGCACUGAGUUUUUUCUAUAUGCAGACCAGAAACGAGGCUACUAUACCUUCUGGCAGCACAUGGAAAAUGCCUACCCAGGAUCGAACAUCCUGGUUGUGACUGUAACUAACGAGGAAUCAAAGAGGAUAGAACUACAGAGCAGUGAGAAGACAAAAGCAGAAGCCAUGGCUGUUCUGAAAAAGAUAUUCGGCAAAAGCAUACCUGAGGUGCAGGAGAUUCUAGUUCCGAAGUGGUGGAAUAAUCCCUUUCAACGUGGAAGUUACAGUAACUAUCCCAUUUUCGUCAACUUGAAGCAUUUUGAGGCUAUAAGGGCACCGGUAGGGCCAGUCUUCUUUACAGGAGAACAUACCAAUGAGAAAUUCAAUGGUUAUGUGCAUGGUGGAUACUUUUCAGGCAUUGAUACAGCAAAUAUGGUGACAGAUAGAAUGAAGAAAGAUAAGCGGACUGGAAAACUUCAUGACUCUUGGUCAUCCUCUCCAGAUUAGACUGGAAAACUAUAAAAUGUGUUCUCAUCUUCACAAGAACAAGAUUUUAGCAAUAAAAAAUUAAUUUACAAAAGUUUUUUUGCUCCGUUAAAAGUGUGUUUUGAUCAUGAAUUUGUUUUUAUUGAAAAACAUAUA
Molecule: messenger RNA, 1936 nt
Organism: Cryptomeria japonica (Japanese cedar)
Lineage: Eukaryota; Viridiplantae; Streptophyta; Pinopsida; Cupressales; Cupressaceae
Product: polyamine oxidase 1
Exons: 10
Coding region: 461-1801 (446 amino acids)
Molecular function (GO): oxidoreductase activity
Source: RefSeq, a predicted model, not a curated record